AUGACAGAAGAAAAUAAACCUGUUUUCAGACUUGUUGCAGAAAACAAUUCCAGUUCUGGUGGCGGCGUUUAUACUGGUUGCAUGCCCAGCCUCGAAAGAUAUUGGAUUCAGGAGCAUUAUUAUGAAAAGAAUCCCAUAUGCAAUGAUGGAGACAAAAUACUUUAGAUCAGCAGAAUUCUAAAACUACGAAACCGACUACUUUCAUAUCUAUUUGAAGUAUUCCAAUGGUAUAAGGCUGCUACUUACUUGGAAAAGGGUGGAAGAUGUGACUUUGAUGUCUAUUUCGGAGAAGUAAGUGCCUCACAAGCAAUAAAAGGAAACGUGUUCUAUUUGAUCUCGAAAUCCUCAGACUGCACUUCUUCCAAACCUGGAUGGGGGAUAACUUGUAGGAAUGACAUAUUACUGAUUCACAUUGCAUACGACCAAGGAAUACUGCUAUAUAUAUAUAUAGUAGGCGAAUAA
This is a messenger RNA of Coffea eugenioides, 462 nucleotides long. Its product is annotated as putative ATP synthase protein YMF19. NCBI's taxonomy places the organism in Eukaryota, Viridiplantae, Streptophyta, Magnoliopsida, Gentianales, Rubiaceae. The record is from RefSeq and is a predicted model, not a curated record. The transcript is spliced from 3 exons. Gene Ontology annotation, cellular component: membrane; mitochondrion.